AUGGCCCAUGGACGCAUCCAGGCAGCUCUGGGCAAGCACCACUAUGCCUUCAUCAAGAAGGUUGGCGAGGGCUCCUUCGGAGCGGCCAUCCUCUGCCAGCACGAUACCGACAAGGAGCGCGACACCAAGGCCAUCGUGAAGAUGAUAGACAUCAGCCGUGCUUCCAAGCAAGAGAAAGACGAUGCCUUGAAAGAAAGCAAGGUGCUGGCUUCUUUGAAGCAUCCGUACAUCGUCCGGUACAGAGAGAGCUUCAACGAGGAUGGCUGGCUUUGCAUCGUCAUGGACUACUGUGAAGGAGGUGAUCUCUCGGGAAGAAUAAAGAAUGCAAGGCAGUCGUCGAAGAUCUUUCCACAGGAUCAGGUCGUCAGGUGGUUUACCCAGGCCAUUCUCGCCUUGAAGUAUAUCCACGACCUUCACAUCCUCCACAGAGAUCUGAAAUCCGGGAAUUUCUUCUUGUCGAAGAGCGGCAAUAUCAAGAUGGGUGAUUUCGGCAUCGCCAAGGUCCUGGAAUGCACUGCGGCAUGCGCACAGACGCAGAUUGGCACGCCGUAUUACCUCUCACCAGAGAUAUGCCAUGGCAAGAACUAUGCCUGGAGCUCCGACAUUUGGAGCAUGGGGUGCAUCCUCUACGAGAUGUGUGCCAGGAAGGUGCCGUUCGACGCGCCAGAUCUGAAGAGCCUCAUCCACAAGAUCACCAAAGAGCCGGCACCGGAGAUCUCCGCGGACUACUCUGUUGGAGUUCGCAACCUUGGAAAGGAGCUGCUGGACAGGGACCCCAACAAACGUCCGCCUGCCGCCGAAAUCCUGAAGCGACCGGUCGUACAGGAAAUGGUGAGGAGGAUGCUCGACGAGGUGAAGGGCGAAGCUGGGGAGGAGGAGGGCGACAAGCCGCCCCCUCCACCGGCACCGACAGGUGGUGCUGCAGCCUCCAGCGUGGCCGGGCCGUAUGGCAGCAACGCAGGCAAGUACACCAAGGGCGAGCUGGUUGAAUACUACAGCGAGACGCAUGGUGAGUGGCUACCUGCCACGGUGACUGCGGCCAACGAUGACGGCCGAGUGCAGCUGAACGUGAAGCCGGGCGUUUGGAUCUCUCUGGAGAUCCAGGGUGCCAAAGUGCGACCUCGACAGUCGGCGCAAGCUGCAACGCCAGCAAGCGGAAAGCCCCCGCCAGGAGGCGGCAGCCCUGCCCAUCGAGCUCCUGAGAAGAGGGAAGGGGCGCUCCAACGGCAGGCCAGUCGAGAUGGUCCCGCCCCACGCGGCCCGGGCAGCAGCCCUGCCCGGGGCCCCUCGGCAGAUCGGCGAGGCCGCACUCCACAGGGUCGGGCCGCGAGUCCGGCUGGCGCGGCUGGAAUGCCGUCUGCGAGAGGAAACAGCCGCGGCCGAGGUUGA
This is a messenger RNA of Symbiodinium sp. CCMP2456, 1389 nucleotides long. NCBI's taxonomy places the organism in Eukaryota, Dinophyceae, Suessiales, Symbiodiniaceae. The record is from the annotation of a GenBank genome assembly.